Molecule: messenger RNA, 1677 nt
Organism: Lathyrus oleraceus (garden pea)
Lineage: Eukaryota; Viridiplantae; Streptophyta; Magnoliopsida; Fabales; Fabaceae
Product: 26S proteasome non-ATPase regulatory subunit 11 homolog
Exons: 2
Coding region: 190-1455 (421 amino acids)
Molecular function (GO): protein binding
Source: RefSeq, a predicted model, not a curated record
AUCGUCCACUUUCGUUCACCACUAUUCUUCUUGUAUUGAGCAACAAGUAAACCCAAUAUUCUUCUUCUCUUUCACUCUCUUCUGCAUCUCAGCACUAAAACCCUUUGGUUCUUCCUCAAUUACGAUCGCGACCAAGGAUUCUUGUUGUUCUUCUUCCAUUUCAUUCAAAACUUUGUCCUAGUUGCAGCCAUGUCUUCUUUUCUUCCUGCCACAACAGACUCCAUUGCUCUGGCAUUGGAAGCUAAAGACCCAUCUGAGGGCAUCUCCAUUCUUUAUCGUGUACUUGGGGAUCCUUCUUCUUCCCCAGAAGCUCUGCGCAUGAAAGAGCAGGCCAUAACAAACCUCACCGACCUUCUCAGGCAAGAGAAUAGGGCGGAAGAUCUGCGCAGCCUUCUCACUCAGUUGAGGCCAUUCUUUUCCUUGAUUCCCAAGGCAAAGACUGCAAAGAUUGUGAGAGGAAUAAUAGAUUCUGUUGCUAAAAUACCAGGAACAUCUGAGUUACAAAUUUUACUCUGCAAAGAAAUGGUGCAAUGGACUCGUGAUGAAAAGCGUACCUUUCUGAGGCAGCGAGUCGAGGCAAGGCUUGCUACUCUUCUGAUGGAAACUAAGGAAUACUCACAAGCUUUGACUCUCCUUAAUGGCUUGGUCAAAGAGGUUAGGAGACUAGAUGACAAACUCCUUCUUGUAGACAUAGACUUGCUCGAAAGCAAGCUUCACUUCUCCUUAAGAAAUCUUCCCAAAGCAAAAGCUGCUCUCACAGCCGCAAGAACAGCGGCAAAUGCUAUCUAUGUUCCACCAGCUCAACAAGGUGCCAUAGAUUUGCAGAGUGGAAUUCUUCAUGCUGAAGAGAAGGAUUACAAAACUGCAUAUAGUUAUUUCUUUGAAGCUUUUGAGUCUUUCAAUGCUCUUGAAGAUCCCAAAGCUGUCUUUAGCCUAAAAUACAUGUUGCUGUGUAAGAUCAUGGUUAGCCAAGCUGAUGAUGUGGCUGGAAUCAUAUCUUCUAAAGCAGGCCUGCAAUAUGUUGGACCUGACCUGGAUGCAAUGAAAGCUGUUGCAGAUGCUCAUUCCAAAAGAUCCCUGAAAUUAUUUGAAACUGCUUUACGAGACUUCAAGGCACAGUUGGAGGAAGAUCCAAUUGUUCAUAGGCACCUGUCAUCCUUGUACGACACCCUUCUGGAGCAGAAUCUCUGCAGAUUGAUUGAACCAUUCUCAAGGGUUGAGAUUGCACAUAUUGCUGAACUUAUUGAGCUUCCCAUUGAUCACGUGGAGCGGAAGAUGUCUCAGAUGAUUUUGGACAAGAAGUUCGCCGGGACAUUGGAUCAGGGUGCUGGAUGCCUUGUUAUCUUUGAUGACCCUAAAACUGAUGCUAUAUACCCUGCAACUUUAGAAACCAUUUCUAAUGUUGGGAAAGUUGUGGACAGUCUCUUUGCUAGGUCUGCCAAGAUAAUGACAUGAGAUCUCCAUCGGGUUGCUUCAUUUGUCAUUUGAACCGUUGAUACAUUUGUUGUUCUUCUCUUAAUGAUGAAUAGGAAAGCAUUUGUUUAGUUUCUGAAUUUGUCAAAUUCAUAGAUAUUCUUAGUUUUUGAAUCAGUUGACAAUGAUCACUAAACUAUUUCAUAAUAUGUGUUUUGAUAUUAGUUCUUGAAAUUUAAAUGCAUUGCAAGAGUUUGUAUCGAA